AUGAGUAACCCUGCAUACGCCAAUGGAUCUGGAAGCAUUCAGGGUGGUAUUCGCUAUUUGCACAGUCUACCCGGUGACUGUGGUAUCGGGUCCGCAAGAUAUGCCCGGAUCAGCUGCUCAUAUAACAACGCUAUCUCUUGGCACAACAAGAAGAGAAAGCAUGUCAGUGCUCGGUGUGACAAGCUGGCCAAUGAGGCGCACAAGGUCCUAAAGCAUUGGCAGUUCAACUGUGGUGGGGACUGCAUCAAGGUUGCCGGUGCUUACAAGAGCACACACGGCCACUGGGCUAUCAGCGAGCACAGUAGUGAUUGCUAG
Messenger RNA from Penicillium macrosclerotiorum, 315 nucleotides. RefSeq lists its product as uncharacterized. The record is from RefSeq and is a predicted model, not a curated record. The transcript is spliced from 2 exons. NCBI's taxonomy places the organism in Eukaryota, Fungi, Ascomycota, Eurotiomycetes, Eurotiales, Aspergillaceae. The coding region runs from base 1 to 315 and encodes 104 amino acids.